AUGGAUAGCGAUUUGGUAAUGAUCAAAGUUGCUUGUAUUUUGCAGUAUGGAUCUCACUCAAAGAAGCGACCUGAUAACCUUGUUAUCGGAAGAACAUAUGAUCACCAUGUUUAUGAUCUGGUAGAAGUCGGGGUUGAAAAUCUUAGAACCAUGGAGUCAUUUACAUACGAUAAAAAAUUAUCUCCAAAGGAAGGGUCAAAGCCUUUUAUUGCUUUCAUUGGAGAAGGAUUUGAGACUGUGGAAAAGCUAAAACAUUUGAAGGAGGUUUUACUCGAUCUUUUUCGCGGAGAGGUUGUGGAGAAUUUAAAUCUUGCUGGAGUGGACCGUGCAUAUGUAUGUACUGCCCUGUCUGCAACUAAGGUGUUUUUUACGCACUCUGCGUUGCGGUUGAAAAAAUCGGGUACGGUUGUCCCAAGAAUGGAAUUGGUAGAAGUUGGUCCUUCGAUGGAUCUUGUUGUUCGUCGGCAUUGUCUUCCUAAUGAAAGUUUGAGGAAGGAAGCCAUGAGAACUUCAAGGAAUAAGCCAAAGAAAAAGGAGAAGAAUGUUAAAAAGGAUGUCAUAGAAGGAAAGAUUGGAAAUGUUUAUAUUCCAGAUCAGAAGGUACUUCAACAAACUAUAGCCAAUGUUCUUAGUGAUUAUCUUAGGGGAUUGAAUGAAGACUUGAUAAAAGGAAACUUUGAUAUUGUGUAUGAGGUAAUUCACUACAAUGAAAAAACUAAGGAUAGUUAG
Messenger RNA from Cicer arietinum (chickpea), 729 nucleotides. Lineage: Eukaryota; Viridiplantae; Streptophyta; Magnoliopsida; Fabales; Fabaceae. The record is from RefSeq and is a predicted model, not a curated record.